AGAGGGGGGCGGGGGAGCGGCCGCCGCCGCCCCCCGGAGGCGCCGGAGCCCCGGAUCCCGUUCGGAGCCAGCCAGCCGUCCCGAGCUACGACCAGGCUUCACUGAAAACAAAUCCUGCAAGUUCCAGGGGCCUACACUGGAAACUUGGGAGAUCCUGCUUCCCGCUUCCCAGGCCACAGCUGUGGGGAACUUGGGGUGAAGCAGAGAAGUUUCUGUAUUCAGCUGCCCAGGCAGAGGAGAAUGGGGUCUCCACAGCCUGAAGAAUGAAGACACGACAGAAUAAAGACUCAAUGUCAAUGAGGAGUGGACGGAAGAAAGAGGCCCCUGGGCCCCGGGAAGAGCUGAGAUCGAGGGGCCGGGCCUCCCCUGGAGGGGUCAGCACGUCCAGCAGUGAUGGCAAAGCCGAAAAGUCUAGGCAGACAGCCAAGAAGGCCCGCGUAGAGGAAGCCUCCACCCCAAAGGUCAGCAAGCAGGGCCGGAGUGAGGAGAUCUCAGAAAGUGAAAGUGAGGAGACUAAUGCACCAAAAAAGACCAAAACCGAGCAGGAGCUCCCUCGGCCACAGUCUCCCUCAGAUCUGGAUAGUUUAGAUGGGCGAAGCCUCAAUGAUGAUGGCAGCAGUGACCCUAGGGAUAUUGACCAGGAUAACCGAAGCACGUCCCCCAGCAUCUACAGCCCUGGAAGCGUGGAGAAUGACUCCGACUCAUCUUCGGGCCUGUCCCAGGGCCCAGCCCGCCCCUACCACCCCCCUCCACUCUUUCCUCCCUCUCCUCCACCGCCAGACAGCACCCCCCGACAGCCAGAGCCUGGCUUCGAACCCCAUCCUUCUGUGACACCCGCUGGAUAUCAUGCUCCCAUGGAGCCCCCUCCAUCUCGAAUGUUCCAGGCUCCUCCUGGGGCCCCUCCCCCUCACCCACAGCUCUACCCCGGGGGCACUGGCGGAGGAGUUUUGUCUGGACCCCCAAUGGGUCCCAAGGGAGGAGGGGCUGCCUCUUCAGUGGGGGCUCCUAGUGGGGGUAAACAGCACCCUCCGCCCACCACCCCCAUUUCAAUAUCAAGCUCUGGGGCUGGUGGUGCUCCCCCAACAAAGCCACCUAACACUCCAGUGGGUGGUGGAAACCUACCCUCUGCUCCACCACCAGCCACCUUCCCCCAUGUGACACCAAACCUGCCUCCCCCACCUGCUCUGAGACCCCUUAACAACGCAUCAGCCUCUCCUCCUGGCCUGGGGGCCCAGCCACUACCUGGGCAUCUGCCCUCUCCCCAUGCCAUGGGGCAGGGUAUGGGUGGACUUCCUCCUGGCCCAGAGAAGGGCCCCACUCUUGCUCCCUCACCCCAUCCUCUGCCCCCUGCUUCCUCCUCUUCUGCCCCAGCCCCGCCAAUGAGGUAUCCAUACUCGUCUGCAGGUAGCAGCUCUGCAGCAGCCUCCUCUUCCAGUUCUUCCUCUUCCUCUGCCUCCCAGUACCCAGCUUCCCAGGCAUUGCCCAGUUAUCCCCACUCCUUCCCUCCCCCAACAAGCCUGUCUGUCUCCAAUCAGCCACCCAAAUACACUCAGCCUUCCCUUCCAUCCCAGGCUGUAUGGAGCCAGGGUCCCCCCCCACCUCCUCCCUAUGGCCGUCUCUUAGCCAACAGCAAUGCCCACCCAGGCCCCUUCCCUCCUUCCACUGGAGGCCAGUCCACAGGCCACCCACCAGCCCCAACACAUCACCAUCACCACCAGCAGCAGCAACAACAGCAGCAACAGCAGCAGCAGCAGCAACAGCAGCAACAGCAACAUCAUGGGAGCUCUGGGCCCCCUCCACCUGGAGCAUAUCCCCACUCCCUGGAGAGCAGUAGCUCCCACCAUUCCCACCCUUACGCCAUGUCGCCCUCCCUGGGGUCUCUGAGGCCCUACCCACCAGGGCCAGCACACCUGCCCCCACCUCACAGCCAGGUGUCCUACAGCCAAGCGGGCCCCAAUGGCCCCCCACCCUCUUCCUCCUCUUCCAACUCCUCUUCUUCCUCUCAAGGAUCCUACCCAUGUUCACACCCCUCCCCUUCCCAGGGCCCCCAAGGAGCGCCCUAUCCCUUCCCACCGGUGCCUCCGGUCACCACCUCUUCGGCUACGCUUUCCACGGUCAUUGCCACAGUGGCUUCCUCGCCAGCGGGCUACAAAACAGCUUCCCCACCUGGGCCCCCGCCGUAUGGAAAGAGAGCCCCGUCCCCAGGGGCCUACAAGACAGCCACCCCACCGGGAUACAAGCCGGGGUCGCCUCCCUCCUUCCGAACAGGGACCCCACCCGGCUACCGAGGCGCCUCGCCGCCCGCGGGCCCAGGGACCUUCAAGCCAGGCUCGCCCACUGUGGGGCCAGGGCCUCUGCCACCUGCCGGGCCCUCAGGCCUGUCCUCCCUGCCACCACCACCUGCGGCCCCUGCCUCGGGGCCGCCCCUGAACGCCACGCAGAUCAAGCAAGAGCCGGCUGAAGAGUAUGAGACCCCCGAGAGCCCGGCGCCCCCGGCCCGCAGCCCCUCGCCCCCUCCCAAGGUGGUAGACGUGCCCAGCCAUGCCAGCCAGUCAGCCAGGUUCAACAAACACCUGGACCGCGGCUUUAACUCGUGCGCGCGCAGCGACCUGUACUUCGUGCCGCUGGAGGGCUCCAAGCUGGCCAAGAAGCGGGCCGACCUGGUUGAGAAGGUGCGGCGCGAGGCCGAGCAGCGCGCGCGCGAAGAAAAGGAGCGCGAGCGCGAGCGGGAACGCGAGAAGGAGCGGGAACGCGAGAAGGAGCGCGAGCUGGAACGCAGCGUGAAGUUGGCUCAGGAGGGCCGGGCUCCAGUGGAGUGCCCAUCUCUCGGCCCAGUGCCCCAUCGCCCUCCAUUUGAGCCGGGCAGUGCUGUGGCUACAGUGCCCCCCUACCUGGGUCCUGACACUCCAGCCCUGCGCACGCUCAGUGAAUACGCCCGGCCCCACGUCAUGUCUCCCGGCAAUCGCAACCAUCCAUUCUACGUGCCCUUAGGGGCAGUGGACCCGGGGCUCCUGGGUUACAAUGUCCCGGCCUUGUACAGCAGUGACCCAGCAGCCCGGGAGAGGGAGCGGGAAGCCCGUGAACGAGACCUCCGUGACCGCCUCAAGCCUGGCUUUGAGGUGAAGCCCAGUGAGCUGGAACCCCUACAUGGGGUCCCUGGGCCGGGCCUGGAUCCCUUCCCCCGACAUGGGGGUCUGGCUCUGCAGCCUGGCCCACCCGGCCUGCACCCUUUCCCCUUUCAUCCGAGCCUGGGGCCCCUGGAGAGAGAACGUCUAGCGCUGGCAGCUGGUCCAGCCCUGCGGCCUGACAUGUCCUACGCCGAGCGUCUGGCAGCCGAGAGGCAGCAUGCAGAAAGGGUGGCAGCCCUGGGCAAUGACCCGCUGGCCCGGCUGCAGAUGCUCAAUGUGACCCCCCAUCACCACCAGCACUCCCACAUCCACUCCCACCUGCACCUCCACCAGCAGGACGCCAUCCAUGCAGCCUCUGCCUCGGUGCACCCUCUCAUUGACCCCCUGGCCUCAGGGUCUCACCUUACCCGGAUCCCCUACCCAGCUGGGACCCUCCCCAACCCCCUUCUUCCUCACCCUCUGCACGAGAACGAAGUUCUUCGUCACCAGCUCUUUGCUGCUCCGUACCGGGACCUGCCAGCCUCCCUCUCUGCCCCGAUGUCUGCAGCUCACCAGCUGCAGGCCAUGCACGCGCAGUCGGCCGAGCUGCAGCGCCUGGCGCUGGAGCAGCAGCAGUGGCUGCACGCCCAUCACCCGCUGCACAGUGUGCCGCUACCUGCCCAGGAGGACUACUACAGUCACCUGAAGAAGGAAAGCGACAAGCCACUGUAGAACCUGCAAUCAAGAGAGCACCCAUGGCCCCUGCAUUUGGACCUCGGAGGCCUCCCUCCCAGCCUGCCACCCACGGCUGAGGAGGGGUGCUGCUCAUUUGCAGGGUUUCAGCAGCUGGGCAGAGGGAGGGAGGAAGGGACAGAUGGAAGGCCAAGGCUCCUGUGGUAUGCAGAGGUGGGGAGGUGGCCAGGGGUGGGGGUGGGGGGUGGGGGCAGAAAGCGCACAGUAUCUUGGACCAGGUCCCUCUUUCUUGUCCCCCUGCUUUCUUCCUCCCCCAUGCCCAACCCCCGGUGGCCACUGCCCCUCCCCCACCCCGUUGGUGUGAUUAUUUCAUCUGUUAGAUGUGGCUGUUUUGCGUAGCAUCGUGUGCUGCCCCCGCCCCUCCCCAGUCCCCGUGCGCGCGUCCCUUCUGCGAUGUAUGCCCCUUGCCCUUCCCCGACAUUAAUAAUUUAUAUAUAUAAAUAUC
This is a messenger RNA of Lynx canadensis (Canada lynx), 4305 nucleotides long. RefSeq names its product atrophin 1 (gene ATN1). Lineage: Eukaryota; Metazoa; Chordata; Mammalia; Carnivora; Felidae. The record is from RefSeq and is a predicted model, not a curated record. The transcript has 10 exons. The coding region runs from base 264 to 3839 and encodes 1191 amino acids. Gene Ontology annotation, molecular function: transcription corepressor activity. Gene Ontology annotation, cellular component: nucleus.